AAAGAAACAAUAAGUGUUAAUAAUAAACCUGCAGCUACGUAACUCUCAGAAGCAUCAAUCAAGACUUUUCUAGAGAGAUGGGAAGAGCUCCAUGCUGCGACAAGGCUAAUGUGAAGAGAGGGCCAUGGUCGCCUGAAGAAGACGCACACCUCAAGGAAUACAUAGAGAAGCAUGGCACUGGUGGCAAUUGGAUUGCUCUCCCAAGCAAAGCUGGUCUGAGGAGAUGCGGGAAAAGCUGCAGGCUGAGAUGGCUCAACUAUCUCAGACCUAACAUCAAGCAUGGUGAGUUUUCAGAUGAAGAAGAUAGAAUCAUUUGCAGUCUUUUUGCUCGCAUCGGAAGCAGAUGGUCAAUAAUAGCAGGCCAGCUACCGGGCAGAACUGACAACGAUAUCAAGAACUACUGGAACACCAAACUCAAGAAGAAACUCCUUGGGAAAACUGCUCCUCAACGACCUCAAAUCAGCUCUUCAUUACCAAUAUCUAACUAUUCACUUCCAGACAAGUCACAAUUUUCAUCAGCAUAUGAUCAAUGUUCUGCCAAAACCAGCAAUCUCAUGACCAAUACCCCUUUCAGGGUUUUCUCCAGAGCAUAUCAUCAUCAGGACCCCAUAUCUUCAGAUUUUAAUCUCCAUCUCCAAGUACAAGAUGGAUCAUGUGUGGGCCCCAUCAGUGGUGGUAAUUACUAUGAUCAAGUGAUCAAAGAUGGUAAUAGCAGCAAUCUCCUAGUGUUUGGAGGGGAAGCCAGCUGCAGUUCAUCUGAUGGGAGUUGCAACACCACCACCCAAAUUACCAUUGGAUAUCCCACUCCUGCUGCUGAUCAUGGCAGAUUCUUGAUCACUACUAAUAACACUUGUGCUGCUGAUGGGAGAGCAGGAAACGGGUGCUUUAGUGAAAAUCCACUUGAUUACAGCAUUGACGAUAUUAAGCAGCUGAUUAGCACUAACAAUAUCUGCAACAACAUCAACCCGUUCAUGGAAACAGCUCAUGAGAUCAAGACCGAAGACAAAGAGUUAAUAAUGUACUACUGAUGUUUGAUGCUGAUCGUUGAGGUUCAAAUCACAAGAUUUCUAGAGUAAGGUGUUGUCAUCUGUCCUUGCAGAUUUCUAUAAAUAGGAUUAGACUCCGAUCAUCACUUCAUUGGAAAAUGGGCUCCUUUUUUUUGGUUUCAAUUCUGACAGUACAUAAUCUCGUCCUUUUGCAUUUAUUUUUGAAACAAUGAUGUCUUGAAGAACUCAUGUCUGUAGAAUUUGAUGGAAACUAGAGAUUAUAACAUCCUCCAGCUGAAAUCAAGAAAUCAGAAUUCAAUCAAUGCUGAGAGAUGCCGCCGCCUCAUACCCGACUAUUUAAAUUCAAGCCCUCUGAUCAUCUGUUAUACUAAUUAAGUAAUUAUAAAAGUGGAUUUGUAUACAUGAUUAAGAACCUGUAUAUAUGUGUACAGGGGCUACGUUCUUCAUAUUUUGAAUAUUUGUUUUUUUUUGUUAGCUUUUCUGACAUAUAUAUUUCGUGUAUUUACGACCAGCUGUAUUAAUUGUUUAAUAAUUGAGAUGCCAUGAAUCUUAAAA
This is a messenger RNA of Sesamum indicum (sesame), 1562 nucleotides long. RefSeq names its product transcription factor MYB8. Lineage: Eukaryota; Viridiplantae; Streptophyta; Magnoliopsida; Lamiales; Pedaliaceae. The record is from RefSeq and is a predicted model, not a curated record.